ACAUGAUUAUAGGGGAUGGACUUUUGCGAGGCCUAUCUCAACUUGAUGCGCAAAUUCCUGUUAAAGCAGAUCCACAGGAGGAGGAGGAAGAGGAGGAAAAGGCGUGCCUUGACUUUACCUCUCACACAAAUAGCAAGCGAAUGUACUGACAGAUCAGGAGACGACGGCCGUCCAGCACCUCCAUCUACAUCCUCCAUCCACCACCUCCAAAGCCCUUUGACCAGUAAACCAACAAUGGGGAAGGAAAAGAUCCACAUCAACAUCGUGGUCAUCGGCCACGUCGACUCCGGCAAGUCCACCACCACCGGCCACCUGAUCUACAAGUGCGGAGGAAUCGACAAGAGAACCAUCGAGAAGUUCGAGAAGGAGGCGGCUGAGAUGGGCAAAGGCUCCUUCAAGUACGCCUGGGUGCUGGACAAACUGAAGGCCGAGCGUGAGCGUGGUAUCACCAUUGACAUCGCUCUGUGGAAGUUCGAGACUAUCAAGUACUACGUGACCAUCAUUGAUGCCCCUGGACACAGAGACUUCAUCAAGAACAUGAUCACUGGUACCUCCCAGGCUGACUGCGCUGUGCUGAUCGUUGCUGCUGGUGUUGGUGAGUUCGAGGCUGGUAUCUCCAAGAACGGCCAGACCCGUGAGCACGCCCUGCUGGCCUACACUCUGGGUGUGAAGCAGCUCAUCGUUGGAGUCAACAAGAUGGACUCCACCGAGCCCCCUUACAGCGAGGCACGUUUUAAUGAAAUCACCAAGGAAGUGAGCACCUACAUCAAGAAGAUCGGCUACAACCCCAAAUCUGUUGCCUUCGUCCCCAUCUCUGGAUGGCACGGAGACAACAUGCUGGAGACCAGCGACAAGAUGAGCUGGUUCAAGGGAUGGGCCAUUGAACGAAAGGAAGGUAAUGCUACCGGAAAGACACUGCUGGAGGCUCUUGACGCCAUCGUGCCUCCCAGUCGCCCCACCGAAAAGCCCCUCCGUCUGCCCCUGCAGGACGUCUACAAGAUCGGCGGUAUUGGAACUGUCCCCGUCGGCCGUGUUGAGACCGGUGUCCUGAAGCCCGGUACCCUCGUCACCUUUGCUCCACCCAACCUGACCACUGAGGUGAAGUCUGUGGAGAUGCACCACGAGUCUCUGACUGAGGCUCUCCCUGGUGACAACGUUGGCUUCAACAUCAAGAACGUGUCCAUCAAGGAGAUCCGCAGAGGCAAUGUGGCCGGCGACAACAAGAACGACCCACCAGUUGGAGCUGAGAACUUCAUCGCCCAGGUCAUCAUCCUGAAUCAUCCCGGCCAGAUCGCGGCAGGCUACUCCCCUGUGCUGGACUGCCACACUGCUCACAUUGCCUGCAAGUUCAGCGAGAUCACUGAGAAGAUCGACCGCCGUUCUGCCAAGAAGCUUGAGGACAACCCGAAGUUUGUCAAGUCUGGAGACGCCUGCAUCGCUCUGCUGACGCCUUCAAAACCCUUGUGUGUCGAGAGCUUCUCUGACUAUCCACCACUGGGGCGUUUUGCUGUGCGUGACAUGAGGCAGACCGUGGCCGUCGGUGUCAUCAAGUCCGUCAACAAGAAGGCCCCCACCUCUGGAAAGGUCACUAAGGCUGCGCUGAAAGCAGAGAAAAAGAAAUGAAUUCUCAUGCAGGAUGCCCAACAGAAAGUGACAUCUUUGCAACCAUCCUCUCUUCAUCCCAACACAGUCUUCCGGCUUAUGCUGAUUAAAAACCAUCGCAAGAGUUUCCGUCGGAAAGUAAGGCUUGUCUGUUAGGAGAAUUAGGAUGAAAUCAAAGAAAUAAAAAACUUAACCAGACCAAGUAAA
Acanthopagrus latus (yellowfin seabream) is the source of this 1809-nucleotide messenger RNA. Its product is annotated as elongation factor 1-alpha-like. The coding region runs from base 16 to 1623 and encodes 535 amino acids. The record is from RefSeq and is a predicted model, not a curated record. The transcript is spliced from 8 exons. Gene Ontology annotation, molecular function: GTP binding; translation elongation factor activity; GTPase activity. NCBI's taxonomy places the organism in Eukaryota, Metazoa, Chordata, Actinopteri, Spariformes, Sparidae. Gene Ontology annotation, biological process: translational elongation; translation.